This is a messenger RNA of Trichoderma gamsii, 2586 nucleotides long. RefSeq lists its product as hypothetical. Lineage: Eukaryota; Fungi; Ascomycota; Sordariomycetes; Hypocreales; Hypocreaceae. The transcript has a single exon. The record is from RefSeq and is a predicted model, not a curated record. The coding region runs from base 1 to 2586 and encodes 861 amino acids. Gene Ontology annotation, molecular function: protein binding.
AUGCGUCUACUCAAAACCGACACGAUUGAGCUUCAAACGUUCGAAUACGGCGAUGUGCCCCCGUACGCUAUCUUAUCACAUAGAUGGGGUAGAGAGGAAUUAACCUACCAGGACUUGGAAGCGAAGACAGAGGCAAAAGAGAGGAAAGAAGGGUUCAAAAAAGUGAGACAAUGCUGUUCCAAAGCCAAAGCUGACGGAUUCGACUAUGUCUGGAUCGACACUGUUUGUAUAAACAAGGAAAGUUCAAGUGAACUGUCAGAAGCAAUCAACUCCAUGUUUAAUUGGUACCAUCAGGCCGAGAGAUGCUAUGCCCAUCUUGCAGAUGUGCCAUCAAAAUCCACCUUUAAGGACAGCGAGUGGUUUACAAGAGGCUGGACCCUGCAAGAGUUGCUCGCCCCAUCAGACAUUCAUUUUGUAGAUGAGAACUGGGACUAUAUCGGAACUAAGACGAGCCGGCAACAGGAUAUAUCAAACUGCACUGGCAUACCUGUCAAAAUCCUCUGCGGCGAUGAUGAUCUUGACACAGCUAGUGUUGCACAAAGAAUGUCAUGGGCUUCGAAAAGAAAAACGCAACGACUUGAAGACCGUGCUUAUUGUUUGAUGGGAACAUUUGGUAUUCAUAUGCCACUAAUAUAUGGGGAAGGCGAGCAAGCUUUUUUAAGACUGCAGGAAGAAAUCAUGAGGAUAUCCCACGAUGAUAGUCUCUUUGCGUGGAAAUCCUCAGACUCUCGUGGUGGGUUGCUGGCUACCUCCCCCGAAGCUUUUAAAGAAUCUGGAGAUGUAGUCCAAUUCAAUCCUUUCAACGAUCACAAUACCGCUUUCACUAUAAAUAGUAGAGGAAUCCACUUGAAAGUUCGCUUUAUCGGGGUAGGCCCCCAGAGAUUGGGUCUCGCAAUUCUUCACUGCAAAAGGAAGAGUGAGGAUAAGCCGGUUGCCAUUUAUGCAAGAGAUUUGUUUGGCACAAUGGAGACAUUUGAAAGGGUCAUGAGCGACAAACUCGAGGAAUUUGAUCGAAGAAAACACAGGCCCUCGCAAUAUCCGAUGAGAACAAUAUGUAUUCAAUCAGGAAGAACAACACCCGUACUGAAAUCGAGCAAUUUGAAGAAACGGAAACGUGACGACAAUACACUAUACGAAGUCUACGACGAUAACUUGUUGCAAAGUUUGAUGCACUUUGACCGGGUAGAAGCGGUGUCAACAACAGCAAGCUCGUCGUCGCAGGAUCAUAUGUGGCUGCUGCUAACACGAGACAAUGUCGAGGUGAACAGGGGCGAUGACUUUGACUGGACGCCAUUGCAUCACGCAGUCAGUAGAUGUAAGAAGGCAACGGUGGAGAUGUUGCUCGCUCGGGGUGCCAAUAUCAACCAAUUCAAUGCUGUUGGCGAGACUCCGAUAUGUCUAGCCGCUAAAGAUGGAUAUGAGGACAUUUUUAAGCUGCUGAUAGAUGCGGGUGCGUCGAUUAACCCAGCAAGGCCAGAACACAAGAUGCCGCUGUCAUUCGCCAUUGAAAGCAGACACAAGAACAUUGUUAAGCUGCUGCUAGAAAAUGGGGCCAAAGUUGAUGAAAAAGACGGAAGCACUGGUAAAACGCCUCUGUUGUUAGCCGCUUCUAUUGAAGACCAAAGCAUUCUCAGAUUGAUAUUGGAACACAAAGCCGAAGUUCAUGCAAAUGACUAUAAAAUUAUCGAAUCGCCAUUUUUAUCAGCCAUAAUGGAGGGAGACACAGAGUACGUUCAAUCCUGCUUGAAGCAGCAACUCAGGCUUUAUCGGGGAGCCAUCGAUUACUAUACCGUCACGCCGCUAUCAUUAGCCGUUUUAAAUGGACAUCGAGAUAUCGUCAGAUCGUUGCUUGAAAAUGGGGCCCAAGCGAGCGAAGUAUAUUAUGGUCUAUCCUUGCUGUCAUUGGCUAUUUCGAAAGGUCAUUAUGACACUGUCGAGGUGCUCUUACGAAAUGGAGCCAAAGCCGAUGCAAGGUCUAAAUGCACUGGUAGAAUGCCAUUAUCGCUGGCUAUCUUAAACGGACACCGAGACAUUAUUAAGCUUUUGCUCAAAUAUGGAGCUAAGGCCGAUAGAAAAGACGAAGGCGGUGGAACGCCUCUGUCCUUGGCCGUUGUCCAAGGGCAGGAAGAAAUCGUUGCGCUAUUAACUGAAAGUGGCCCUGACGUUAAUUUGAAAGACCGAUAUGGCUUUAUACCGCUACAAAGGGCUGCAUCAAUUGGACAUGAAGGUAUUACGAUGUUAUUACUCGCAGCUGGGGCCCAAAUUAACGCACCGGAUAAUCUUGGUAGAACGCCGCUUAUGUUGGCCGUAGCUGGCGGGUAUGACAAUAUUGUCAUCUUGCUGUUGAAGUGGGGAGCACAUGUUAACGUCCAAGAUGAAGGGGGUGAGACCGCUCUUUCUAUGGCUAUCUCAGAGGAACACGAAGCUAUUGUUAAGCUGCUAUUGGAGAAUGGGGCUGAUCUUGGCUUGAAAUAUGGCGAAGGCCAAACACCACUUAUGUUGGCCAAGGAGAAUGGGCAGGGUGGCAUUAUUCAAUUGAUACAGGAAGCGGAGAAGGCCAUUGCAAACACGAUGUGUAGAUACUGA